Messenger RNA from Seminavis robusta, 498 nucleotides. The record is from the annotation of a GenBank genome assembly. Lineage: Eukaryota; Bacillariophyta; Bacillariophyceae; Naviculales; Naviculaceae.
AUGAAUCAUGAGAAAGUUGCCCCAAAUGAUGUGCAGACCAGGGAUGUGCUGCUGGGACGCGGUGGCUACAUCUAUACUCAUUCAGGAAAUGUCCUGCUUCGCAAGUUUCUGGAUGAGCAGUACAUGGGCACUUGGAUAGCCUUGACAGUGAAGAUGGCCAAGACCAAUUUGACCCGGCAGAUAGUGAUGGAUCUGGAGACCGAAGGUUUCCGGUUUUUGAAAUGGGACCGCCCAAGCCAUGAGUGGUUAGUGGUGGAUCAGAAUGUGGUGCGAGAGAAGAUUGCGACACUCCUUCGAGAGAUGGCCCGAUUUGAGCCGCAUAGUCUGCUUGCUCAUGAUGGUGCCCAGAAUCGGAUGAGUGAUCGCGGCAAUGACAAUGGCAAUGACAAUGGCAACCAAGCUGAAAGGGAUCACCAAGCCGACGAUGACGACCAAGCUGAAAGGGACCACCAAGCUGACCAUGCGGAUACAGCUCGUUCGCGGAUUGCCAGUGUGUAA